CAACUAUGCACAUAGUGGUAGGCCUUUGAACGGUGCACGCCGCCGUACGCCUACCUUUUCCCCCCUUAGGAUCUUCUCUCGACCCUUCAGCCUCUUCGUUCUUUUGCUAUAUCGUCCGUUUUACAUCACGCGUCAUCAGUGCUCUCGCCUCCCUACGUCCCGUACGGUGCUCUUCGUAUUCGGCGCGCGAGGAAUGCGGCGGUAAACAAACGCGGACGUCGACUCCCGAGAUCGUCAACAAACACACCGCCAGGAAGACGGACAAAAGGGAAGUACCUUCAAUGAAGAAAAAAUACGUAAACAUACAGCGAUAAUCGACUGAUUUGUCGUGUAAUAUUUAGUAUCGAUCGUGUGUUGUGUGAUACGACAGUAAGAAGUAAAUCGAGGAACGAGUGUCUAAAAAGAGGAAUGCUGUGGUCCCGAAAAUCGGAUUCUGUAUCGACAAAAUGAGAGAGUUGCGUACAAUUUGCCUCAUGGCAAUUUUUUCCUUCGUUUUAACGAUUGCGUAUAAUGAGAAUCAAAUAGAAAAAUCUAAUAGAAUACGAAAUAUCGGACGUAAAGCAGACGGAAUAAAAAAUCCGAGACGAUUAUUUGAUUCAUCGUCUAAACCUGUGUUUAAAUUACCUGAAAAAGACGAGAAAUUUCAUUCUAUACAGACCAGAUAUCGUCGAAGCAAUCAAAAUUUAAACACGGAAUCAACCACUUUAACAAAAGAAAAAGACAACGAGGAAACUACGUUCGUCUCUGAAUCUCCUGGACUAAUCGAUCUUUCCGGCCACACCAUGCCGGAUAUUGAUAGUGAUGUAUAUUUUCGAAGUCGGACAACUAGAAGCGACAACACAGACAUUGAUGAUACAAACAUCGAGCCGCUGGACGAUGAGCCUCACGAAAGUCUAAACAUUCUUCUAAACAGGUUGUUCGAAGCAUUGCAAAACGAUUCCUCGAAGAACAAUUGUAAUGUACAUAAUGGAACGAAUUCUAUCAGUAACAUGGGCAACGACGAAGAUCGUUGUCAGAAAUGGCUGGACAACAGAGAAAUUGAACAAGCUUUCCCGGGGUCCAUCAACGAGCUGCCAGCAUGUCCUUGUCGAUAUCCCAACGACAUCUUUUACGACGAUAUGAUUUGGGAUAAGAAUCGGCGGAAGAAAUUCCGGUGGCGCGAUGCGAGCAAUGAUCCGCAGAAGCACGUCUACAAACGCGGCGCUUCUUACUGCGUGCGAUCCUUACCGGCGCAGGGCAGUGAAAAUAUCGGUGCGCAGCAUUGUUGUUACGAUGAAGAAAGAAAACUGUUGACACGCGGCUCCGGCGCCGGCACCCCGUACAUCGUCAGUCCGGAGAUGUCGUUUAUGCUGCACGACAAGAUCGACCUGCUCCCUUGGCGGCUUUGUAAGGGUGACUUUAGUAGAUACAAUAAAGUAAGAGUACCAAAUAACGAAAAUGAAUGCAAAGUAAAUCCGGAUGAUGAGGAAUAUGAAUAUCAAGUGGAAAGUGCGAAAAAUUAUUGAGAUACAGUAUUGUCGCCAUCAUACCAAAAAAAGAAAUAGCAAACACAAUAUUAAUCAGUUCACUGGUAAAUCAAAAAUAAAUAUUUUGUGAUAAAACUGAUGAGAGCAAAUAAUGUUUUGACUCCAGAUUCAUAAUCAUUGGUUCAAAUCAUUCAUUGGAUGUAUCAAGUUUUAUACAAAUCCAUUAGUAAAGCUAUUCAUAGCAUUCAUAUAUAUUUCUUAUAUGGACUAAAAAGUGUUACAAUUGAGAAUGACUCAUCUAGCUCAGAUAAGAAUCAUUACCAGUGAACUGGUUAAAAGCGUGACUUUCAUUUUAACUGUUCAUUGUACACAGAGCAAUAUAAUAAAUUUUAAUUUAUUUUCCUAUUUAUUUUCCUCUGAAUACUAUAUAUGUAAUUUUACAUUAAUAAAUCACAUUAGAAAAAUUGUUUAGAAA
This is a messenger RNA of Nylanderia fulva, 1941 nucleotides long. RefSeq lists its product as uncharacterized. Lineage: Eukaryota; Metazoa; Arthropoda; Insecta; Hymenoptera; Formicidae. The record is from RefSeq and is a predicted model, not a curated record.